CUUCGCGGUGCCCCCAAAAGGGGGCCAUGGCCACAUUGAAGGCCUUUUUGCUCGCUGCCUUGCUGAAAAUUUGCCUUGCGCAGCAGGGCCACGCGGUUUUUCAGGCCAGCACUUUGAAUCUCACUGAAAAGGUGGGUACCGUUGGCAUCCCCUUGAAGAGGGUUGAUGGUUCCACGGGGAUUCUGGAGGCCACCGUGACAGUGGACACAGUGGCCAGCACGAUGCAGCCUGUCGACUACACCUUCCACAGUGGAAGCGUAAGGUGGACGGAUGGCGAUACCUCGCCGAAGGCGCUGGUCAUCAGCAUCCACGAUGACAACACCUUUGAACCAACUGAGGUCUUAGAACUAGUGAUUUCAGACACCAACCCUGGCAGCAGCGCGCUGCAACGACUCAAGAUCUAUCUGCAAGCAGAUGACGACGGCGGACAGUUGGAGUUCACCUACGUCACUGCCAAAGGCGAAAACACAAGCUUGGCUUCCAGCAGCAUCUCAUUGAUGGAAGGCCAACCGAAGACCUUGCAAUGCAUCGCCUGGGCUGAACGUCUGGGAGGCUCUAGUGGUGUCAGCACCAUGUGGCUCUCGGUGUGUGAACAGGAGGCUCUUGCCACCCAGGGCAUCGAUUUUGAUUUCUAUGGCGCCAACGUCCCUGUGAAGUGGGAAGACGGAGAAACCGACAGGCGUUGCGUGCUGUACAGCCUUCCUUCAGGCGGUACCAGGGCAUUGUUGCCUUAUUCGUGGCAGAGCGCCAUCAUGAUUUGGCCUGAUGCUGAUGAGGAGCCGUUGGAGGAGCUCUGCUUCGCCGUGAACAGCUUCAGUAACAGCAGCGCCAGCCUCUCAACAGGUACUCUUCGCUACGUUCUGGCGGACAACGGAGCCACAGGGAAGGCCACACGCUGUUUCCUGGGCGCAGAUUGCAACGUGGACUUUACGGGUCUUCACUGGGAGCCUGGCGUGAAUAUCUCUUUGGCCAUGUACUGCAACGUCCAGGCCUGCUCUACCUGGCGCUGGCCCUAUGCCAAAAGUUAUCGCUUCACCGUCCCUGCCGAAGACAUUGCCAAACGAGAUCCGGGGAAUUGGUAUGCUUGUCGCUGUUUUGAAGAGUCUGCCCAAGCCAUCCACGUGAUUUCGAUCAUGGGCCCGUGGAGCCGCAACGUGGCCAGCUGUACGUUGGGCUGGGAGAGCUGUUCGGUGCAACUGACUGGUGAAGGCUUGCGGAUGCAUUCGCAGACCAUUCGAGUUCUACACGCCUGUGCCAACAUUGGAGAUAACUCCUCAGAUGACGACUACAUCGACGCGGGGCUCUGGAAAGGCGGCAUUGCACGACUGGAUCUCACGCAAAAACCCGGGUCCUGGUACAACAUGGCCGAUCCCUUGGAAGUGAACAGCGCUGGGCCGGGGCUUUUCUACAUGUGCUGGUGCUUCUCGGGUUUUGGAGGUCGGGCAAGCUGUGAUAAGUACAGUGAUUUCGUGGUGUCGGCAGGUCUUUUUGUGAUGGAGGGCCCCCACGUGCAAGAAGACAGGGUCAUCAUCCACGGAUCACCUUUGCAGUUCAACGUCACGGGCGCUGGCCUCGAAGCCAACGACCGUAUCUCCAUCGUCACCAGCUGCAACCAGCGUGAUGUCUACAUGGAGAUCCCCACCAGUGAUGGCUACUUCUUCGACUUCGGCACGGUCCACGAGGGACAUCUGCCACCGGGAAAUUUCGAGUUCUGCUGGUGUCGUCGUGCUGGGUCACUCGCGAACUGUUCUCACCCAGAUCAUUGGACUUACGUGGGCAGUUUGAAUGUGAUGUGUCCCAGCGGCUACUACAACUUCGAAGAGGAG
Molecule: messenger RNA, 1826 nt
Organism: Cladocopium goreaui
Lineage: Eukaryota; Dinophyceae; Suessiales; Symbiodiniaceae
Source: the annotation of a GenBank genome assembly